AUGCCCAAGUGCGAUUAUUGCGAUGUUUACCUGACGCACGACUCCAUGAGCGUGCGGAAGGCGCACAACAGCGGUCGAAACCACCUGCGCAAUGUCGUCGAUUACUACCAACAAAUCGGUCACGAAAAGGCGCAGUCUGUCAUCGACUCCAUCACCUCCUCCUAUGCCGCCGAAGGCCAGGCGCACAACAACCCCAUGCUGCCGCAAAAUCAGCCGGGCCAAGCCUUCCCGCCGCCUUUUCCCUUCCCAGGAGGUGUCCCGCCUCCCUUCCCUGGUAUGCCCGCCGGCGCCCCUCCUUUCCCUCAAGGCAUGAUCCCACCCCCUGGACCAGGCGGCCGCGGAAUGCCGCCCAUGCCUCCCUUCGCUCCGGGUCCCAAUGGCUCGCCCAUGCCCCCUGGUGGCCUGCCCUUCCCUCCGCCGGGCGGUCUCCCAGCCGGUCUGCCCUUUCCGCCUCCCGGCGCACCGGGCGGCCUGCCUCCCAACUUCCAGUUUCCUGGCAUGCCGCCGCCGGGUGCUGGUGGGUUCCCGCCCGGCCCUCCUGGGUCAUUCCCACCUGGUGGUGGACCUCCGGGACGUGACCAGCGGUAA
Messenger RNA from Colletotrichum spaethianum, 588 nucleotides. Its product is annotated as U1 small nuclear ribonucleoprotein usp102. The transcript has 5 exons. Gene Ontology annotation, biological process: mRNA 5'-splice site recognition; mRNA splicing, via spliceosome; spliceosomal snRNP assembly. The coding region runs from base 1 to 588 and encodes 195 amino acids. Gene Ontology annotation, cellular component: nucleus; U1 snRNP. Gene Ontology annotation, molecular function: zinc ion binding; pre-mRNA 5'-splice site binding. NCBI's taxonomy places the organism in Eukaryota, Fungi, Ascomycota, Sordariomycetes, Glomerellales, Glomerellaceae. The record is from RefSeq and is a predicted model, not a curated record.